AUGUCGACAACGGCGCCUACAUCUAGCGAGAAAACCCAUCUUGAAGGUACUGUCUCGGACUGGCUGCGAGAGCGUGUGGAUCUAUGUAUGUACGUGGAGACACUAGACUACCAUCGAAACCAAGACCCGAAUUUUGUUUGCGAUUCCUAUCGGAAGAUCAAGUUUGUGAGAGAUAAGCAACGCCGACUUCUGGGGGCUCGUCAACAGCAACAGGAUAGUAAGGAUGACUCAAACGAGAAUAAGCAACACAGCGCGAUUAUUGAGCCGUCCCUGACUACUGAUGUGAAGCCUGAUGCUGAACUUGAGGAUGUCCCUGACACCCCAGUUGAAGAUAGCAACGAGCCACUCGACAUUCUUGUGGGCGAUGUGCUACGAGGAUGCAAUGUAUCUGUAACUUGCCGAGGCGCUUUGCCUGCACAUGGAUCGGAUCCCCUAGAAGCGAUCUCUGUGCCUUGCAUCCGCGAAGGUAACUCGCUCACUCUGUGUUCUCUGCCCGAAAUUGGCAACCAGCUUGUCGUAUUUGGCGGUCGAGUUCUUCGCGACAUCUCAAUUUUGCUCCAUCGUGCCGUUCGAAUAAAUCCAAUGCAACUCGAACGAACACGAUACACGUACUCCAACAGCGUCUACAGUUUCGACAUAGCGUCGAAUAUCUGGACGCGUCGAGAAUGCUCCGGACGAGAACCUCGCGAGCGCAGUGACCACUCAGCGCUGUUCAUGGCUCCGCAACAUCUCUUGGUUUUCGGUGGUCGUGGCCGCAAUGGUCAAAUGUUUCGUGAUUUUUUCGCCCUCUCGUUGGAGUUGUGGCACUGGACGCAGCUCGACACUUCAUUAACGCCGUACGAGCGCUACUGGCAUGGCUGGUGCAUUGCGUUCGACACGGAGCAGUCCUGGCGGCAAGAACCGAGUCUAUUUCUCUUUGGUGGUAAGUCCGACACGCUCGUGUACAGCGAUUUGCAUCAACUGCAGACCAGUCGCUUGAAGCGCCUGCUUGCGGAUGAGGAAGAGCACGAGCGCAUUUGUAUUCGCGAUAGUAAUGGAGAAGUAUCAUCAAAGCGUCAGUUGGAACGCCAAGUGAGUGACGCAGCGCGAGCAAUGAUACAAGAGAUUGAGCGACAACGGCUCCCAGCUUGGUUUGUACCGAACACUGUUGGGAAACCCCCGUCACCUCGCUUUGGCAUGCAAGUGGUUGCGCUGGAGAACGAACAGCUUGCGGUGAUCGGCGGGUGGCGCAUCUCUAAGAGCAAAGAAGGCAAGCCUAGGAAGGGCCACUCACUGGACGUGUAUAUCCUUGACCUAACGACUUUGGUGUGGUCAACGCCGAGACUCUCGACGCUCGUGUCUGCACAGUCAUACGUGCCAAGUGAACGUCUGCUGUUCGAGUGCUUCUACAUGAAUCAGACGCUCGUGGUCUUUGGUGGACACACCUACACUUCCAACGGCGAGACUGAGUCGUUUACUGCCUGCGAGGACGCAUCUACGAUUUUGUACAAACUGGACGUCAGCCGCAUGAUUUGGCGCCGGCAGAAAUUUCCCGUGGCAGUGGACAAUGCUGCUCCUGAGGAUGCCAUCGCUCUGCCUCUAGCGCACACGCAUUGCAGCAGCAACGCAGUGCUCAGCAAUGGGCGAUCCUUCACAUGCUCGUCCGAGGCCAAUAGCCUGCAGCUUCAACUCACCGCAUUCGACAUCCGAGCGCCAAGGCGGAGCAGUUGAUGCGAAACCAUCAUGCGCCCAUGCUUUCCGCCGAUCUUGCACAGUCACUUGUCGAUUCUUGUGGUUGCAGCGUCCCUGCUUUUUUCAACCAAUCAGGCCGUUGCGCAAACAGUUUAACGUUUUGACCAAUCAAAACAUUUAGUGUACAUACAAAAC
Phytophthora nicotianae INRA-310 is the source of this 1866-nucleotide messenger RNA. RefSeq lists its product as hypothetical. Lineage: Eukaryota; Oomycota; Peronosporomycetes; Peronosporales; Peronosporaceae. The transcript has a single exon. The record is from RefSeq and is a predicted model, not a curated record. Gene Ontology annotation, molecular function: protein binding. The coding region runs from base 1 to 1710 and encodes 569 amino acids.